GUGAGGGCUUUCCUCUCUGGCCCUGGACCGAAAAUCCAGCAACGUCUCCUGGAACGUAGACAGAAGGUGACCAACUGGGCGACAGAAUGGUGGCUAAACGACAUGUACUUUUCCAUCCCGCUGGCUCUGCCUAUCAACAGCAACCCCGGCUUGGCCGCGAAACCGAAGAGAUUCGCAAAUCAGCAAGAAGCCGCGGUAUUCCUCGCACGAUUUCUCACCGAACUUCUUAACUAUCAGGAAUUAUUGGACAGAUCCGGCCUGGAAGUGGAACGUGUGAAAUCCAAGGACGGCAAAACUAUGCAACCACUCUGCAUGGCGCAGCAUUAUCAAAUGUUUCGGAUUUAUCGGCGACCCGGUGUGAAUGCCGACGAGCAAAUUAUCCUGGAUAGAGCGUCCUCCGGUGAUCACAUUAUCGUCGCUCACCACAAUCAGUUUUAUAGCGUGCCGGUAAGAGCGUCGGAUCGAGGCCGGAUCACAGAGACCGAAUUGAUCCAGCAAUUAUUGAGGAUCAUGGAGACCAAAGCUGACCCAAGGACUCCGCCGGUUGGAAUUCUCACGACCGCGAAACGACCAGUCUGGGCGAAGGCACGAGACGAGCUCGUUAAAAAUGAACGUAAUCGUCAUAAUCUGGAGUUACUGGAGCGUUGCCUGUGCGUCGUUUGCAUCGACGACGACGUGUUGCCGACUACGUUUAACAAUCCCAUGAAGAAGGAGGACCGAUGGAUCGGCGAUCGAGAUUACGCGAACGUGCUUCAUCACGCUCUUCACGGCGGAGGGUCCCGGCACUUGGGCGCGAAUCGUUGGUUCGAUAAGACUUUUCACGCUAUUCUUGGCAAGGAUGGAAUGUGGGGAUUGACGUACGAGCAUUCCGCUGGCGAAGCGCCGGCUAUCUUCAAAGCUUUCGAAGAGAUCACGGAGAAGGUGGACUCCAUGACGCCGCCGGACGAAAAUCUGGUACCUUCGCAUCUUCCGGCGCCCGAAAAACUGGAGUGGUGCCUCACCGAGCAAAGUCUGAACGAUAUCAGAGAAGCCAUGAUAAACUUCGAUGCACUGGUCGAAGAUUUGGACCUCUGCAUUUUGCGGUUUGAAGAUUACUCAAAAGACUUUGUGAAAGCUUGUAGAAUUAGCCCGGACGCGUACAUACAAUUGGCGCUCCAGCUUACAUAUUUCAGACUCCACGGGAAAUUAGUGGCCACUUACGAGAGCGCCGGCAUCCGAAGGUUCGCGUUGGGCCGCGUGGACUGCAUCCGGGCCGCCAGUCCGGAAGCGCUGGGAUGGGCGAAGGCCAUGUGCCAGGGCGAUCCUUACGGCCAGACGAAUCAGCCGAACAACGCCGUAGACGGGAGUCCCAAAAGAGCGGAGAGGAUCAAGGAGCUGUUCGACCUGGCGGUGCAGAGACAAACCAAAGAGAUGAACGACAACAUACACGGUCAAGGUAUCGACAACCACCUAAUGGGGCUGCGCUACGCGGCGAAGGAGGCCGGCGAGCCGAUCCCGGAGAUCUUCACGGACGAGGCUUACGCGAUCGUUAAUCAUUUCGCCCUCUCGACGUCCCAGGUUAGUGAUCAGGGUCCUUCCAUCGAUCCGAGCCACGAAAUCUGUCACUGUCGAUCUCACAAGACUCGUGACAUCGUUGCUUUCGUCGCGCUCAGCCUUGAAUGCAUUGUACAAUCCGCGAAUUCUUUAUUAUAAUUAAUCAUAUUUGCACCCGAA
This is a messenger RNA of Linepithema humile (Argentine ant), 1713 nucleotides long. Lineage: Eukaryota; Metazoa; Arthropoda; Insecta; Hymenoptera; Formicidae. The record is from RefSeq and is a predicted model, not a curated record.